This is a messenger RNA of Pieris brassicae (large cabbage white), 1563 nucleotides long. RefSeq lists its product as uncharacterized. The coding region runs from base 112 to 1176 and encodes 354 amino acids. The record is from RefSeq and is a predicted model, not a curated record. NCBI's taxonomy places the organism in Eukaryota, Metazoa, Arthropoda, Insecta, Lepidoptera, Pieridae. The transcript has 3 exons. Gene Ontology annotation, biological process: proteasome localization; nuclear protein quality control by the ubiquitin-proteasome system. Gene Ontology annotation, cellular component: nucleus.
GCUAAAUUCUGUGUUUUAGUUAUCUACCUUUGAAUACACAUAAAAUUAAGUUUUGUGAAAUCGUAAAAUAAUAUUAUUCCACGAUACUUUGAGUUCUCACUUUCUAAAGUCAUGGAGGGGGCCACCCCCGACAUUCCUCGUCGGACGCGUGCUGCUCUCGCUGAAAUCCCUGCUCGCAUGGAUCGUCUUCGGAUGACUCCUCUUCAAGCCAUCACUGUAAACACCAGGGAGGUGUCACCUGGCCUACCUACGGGGUACUUGAGUCCAGCACCAUCUCCUGAUGAACAACUCAUACAACAAAGAGGUAGAAAGCGUGCUCCAGUAAACUGGUCCCCCGACAUUGACACAAAGCGCAACUCCACUUUUCAUUCAGCGGUUCGUACGCCUCCAAGAGAGGGCUCCAGUCGCAGUUCUCCCCCGAAACUCGGUGUGACAUUACGUUCAACCCCUCGUAAGCGUUUAUUACUGGACGAAGAACGCGUUCCUAUAACUCCCGAGAAAAUAGACUUCAGUGACCUAAGUACGCCGCAAAAGUUCAAAAUCACCUCCCCAGUCAAAUCUACUCCACCAAUAAAACGCUGCCGUCUUGAGAAACUUCUCGAUCCCGAUUACAAAGGUCCGAUUGAUACACCCCUUAAAGGCCUCAGUCCCACCCAAUUGAUUAACAUUAUCAAAAAAAUUGCCCACAAACAUCCCGAGCUCGACGAGGAGAUUCGGAGUGAGAUGCCGCUUCCCGAUCUCUCGCCGUUAGAAGAAAGACUGAACUAUUUGAAAUCAAACAUAUUUAAGAGUCUCCCAACAUCGAGACUGACUUCUAAAACUGAUUCACCAGCGUUUUCUAGGGUCGCAACGCAUCUUGCCGCGUUCAAAAAGUGUUUGGUCGACCAGGGGAAAACGUUGAUAGAGUCCCAGCAUUGGGAAUCUGUUCUUCAAUAUGUCUUUUUAGCGUGGAGCUAUGUCAGGGCCACCCCGGUGUGGGACAAUCAGCCACACAAUGUUCAAAGGAAGCAGUGCUUUAGGGCUUUGUCAAACUUUUGUAUGACGGCCCUAAAGAAGGGUGUCUUCACGUCUGAUGUACUAAUCAAUCUUCAGGACAAAUUGCAGUCCAUGGAGGCUGACAGCGAGGACGUUAAGUCGAGUGUUAAGUAUGUUGAAAGUUUACUUCAUGAUAUAUAAAGUUACAUUGUACCUCAAUAUUAGAUUGUUUUUGAUUGCUUUAUAUGCAUUUGUAAGUACCGAUUUGUUUAUUUCAAUAUUUUCAAACAAACAUGAAUUUGCCUUGUGUAGUAACAUAAAAGUAGUUAAUUUUUGUACAUCUAGGUUAAUGCUUCUAUUGUAUUGCUUAUAGUAAGUAAAACUAGAAUUAAUUAGUUAAAAUUUAGGACUUAAUCUUUUGAUACGCCUUUUAUUAUUUUCAAGUAAAACAAUUUUAAAAUGGAUCGUUGACUCUAGCAUUACUUGUAUAAAAUUAGUGCCUUAAGUGCCUCCCAAGUGACCAAAUAUCAGAUGAUAUUAUGUAGAAUAAUAAUGUUGUGGUUUAUAAUAAAAAUUGUGUUUGAAUAA